AUGGCCCUCUGGCAAGGAUUCAACCAACAAUUGCGCCGAGUAUUGCCUAAGGCUGCCGGCGAGGCAUGCCUGACUCAAUCGCGGAGAUACGUCAGCUCAACAAUCCCGCGGAGAAUCGGAGGAACCGUCAACGUGAACCAGUGGGGUUUGGGCACAGAGAAGGGCCUUCAGCUGUCUUCGCAAGGGUUGAAAUCGGCUCAGCGCUCUUUCUCUGCCUCGGCGCAAGCCGCUCACGGUCACAUCCAUGCUCCGAAGCCCGGCGAGGAGAUCAACAUCACUUUCGUUGAAAAGGACGGUACCCGGGUUGAUUUGCAGGUCGCCGAGGGGGACAACCUGCUGGAUAUCGCGCAGGCGAACGACCUCGAGAUGGAGGGUGCUUGCGGUGGCUCAUGUGCUUGCUCUACUUGCCAUGUAAUCGUGGAGGACCCGGACAUGUUCGACAAGAUGGAGGAGCCCUCAGAUGAUGAGAAUGACAUGCUGGACCUGGCAUUUGGCCUGACCGAGACCUCUCGGUUAGGUUGCCAGGUCUUGGUGACCAAGGAUAUGGAAGGCAUGGUGGUUAAGUUGCCGACCAUGACACGGAAUCUACAGGCCAGCGAUUUCGAAUCGAAAUAA
Penicillium pulvis is the source of this 615-nucleotide messenger RNA. Its product is annotated as ferredoxin family 2Fe-2S iron-sulfur cluster binding protein. Bases 1 to 615 code for a protein of 204 amino acids. The transcript is spliced from 3 exons. The record is from RefSeq and is a predicted model, not a curated record. Gene Ontology annotation, cellular component: mitochondrion. Gene Ontology annotation, molecular function: 2 iron, 2 sulfur cluster binding. Lineage: Eukaryota; Fungi; Ascomycota; Eurotiomycetes; Eurotiales; Aspergillaceae. Gene Ontology annotation, biological process: positive regulation of oxidoreductase activity; P450-containing electron transport chain.